This is a messenger RNA of Rhodamnia argentea, 3854 nucleotides long. Its product is annotated as TMV resistance protein N-like. Lineage: Eukaryota; Viridiplantae; Streptophyta; Magnoliopsida; Myrtales; Myrtaceae. Gene Ontology annotation, biological process: defense response; signal transduction. The transcript is spliced from 7 exons. Gene Ontology annotation, molecular function: ADP binding. The record is from RefSeq and is a predicted model, not a curated record. Bases 24 to 3854 code for a protein of 1276 amino acids.
ACGUCAAACCUUCAGCUCCUUCAAUGGCUGCUUCUUCGAAUCCGAGAAAGACUUACCACGUCUUCCUGAGCUUCAGAGGCUCGGACGUCCGCAACAGCUUCCUCGCUCAUCUCUACGCAGCUUUAGACCGGACGGGAAUAUAUGCUUACAUCGACAGUGAAGAACUGAGGAAGGGAGAGCAGAUAUCACCCGCGCUUAUGAAGGCGCUCGAGGAUUCGAGAGUCGCGAUCGUCGUGUUUUCCGAGGACUAUGCUUCCUCGCCAUGGUGUUUGGAAGAGGUGGCGCAAAUCAUGGAGUGCAAGAAGCAAAAUGACAUGAUCGUGUUACCGGUGUUUUACAAAGUGGAACCAAGAGAAGUUAGAGGGGGAAGAAAGAGUUAUGCGAGAGCCAUGGCUAAGCAUGAGUCCAAGUUCGGCAAGGAUUCAGAGAAAGUGAAGAGAUGGAAGGAGGCUCUCUUUGAAGCCGGUAGCUUGUCCGGUUGGGCCUUGAAUGAUGAAGAUGAAGCGAAGCUUAUAAGGAGAAUUGUGAAGGAGAUCUCUAUGCAACUAGACCGAACACCCUUACACGUUGCCAAGCAUCCGAUUGGAAUACAUCCACAAGUAUUAGAGCUGAAAUCAAUGUUAAAUCUUGAGUCUGAUGAUGAUGUUCUUGUGAUAGGAUUAUGGGGACAGGGAGGCAUAGGAAAAACAACAUUAGCUAAAGCCCUUUACAAUAAUAUCUUUAGACAAUUCGAGGCUUCAUGUUUUUUGGCAAACAUUUGGGAAACUUCAAAAGAUUCCAAGGAUUUAGCUCCUUUGCAAGAAAAAUUGUUGUCCGAGAUAUUACUGGGAAAAGGAUUAACAGUGUUUAGUGUUGAUGGAGGCAUUAAUUUGAUGCAAGAGAGACUUUGCCGCAAAAAAAUUCUCAUUGUUCUCGAUGAUGUCAAUGAUAGAAAACAGUUAAAUGCUUUAGCUGGAGAGCGUGAAUGGUUUGGUAAAGGAAGCAGAAUCAUUAUUACUACUAGAGAUAGCCAUCUGCUUACUGCCCAUGGGGUAGAUAAAGUUCACAUAUAUGAAGUUAAACCUUUAAAGAAUGGGGAAGAUCUCAAACUUUUUAACAAGCAUGCUUUUCUGAGAAACAACGGGACAGUAAUAAGGAGGGCUCUUGUGGAUAGAGCGUUGCAUUAUGCUAACGGGCUUCCUUUAGCACUUCAGGUAUUGGGCUCUUUCCUAUGCGGUAGAAGAGAACAUGAGUGGGAAAGUGCAUUAAAUAAACUUGCCAAAAGUCCGGACAAAACCAUCAAUGAUGUUCUUAAGCUAAGUUACGAUGGACUAGAGGACUAUGCAAAGGAGAUCUUCCUUGAUAUUGCAUGUUUCUUCAAGGGGCUAUCUACAGAGUAUAUUAUGAAAGUUCUUAACUGCUGCGACUUUGACACGACUAUUGGAGUACAAGUUCUUGUUGAGAAGUCCUUGAUAACUGCAGGGAAAGAGACCCUACAAAUGCAUGACUUGAUUCAAUUGAUGGGUAUGGACAUUGUCAAACACGAAUGCCGAGACGAUCCUAACAGACGCAGCAGGCUAUGGCUUAUUGAUGAUAUUCUUGACGUUUUGUUGGGAAAUAUGAGAACAGAAGCAGUAAAAGCCAUAGUUUUGCGUUUACCCAAGCCAGAAGUAAUCAACAUAGGACCUGAUGCUUUCACAAACAUGAGAAGGUUAAGGGUGCUCAUAAUGAUCAAUGUGCGCAACUCUUUCCAAGGUCCUAUCUAUCUUCCUAAUGAACUAAGAUGGUUUGAAUGGCCCGAAUGUCCUCCUUGGAUUCCAGAAUUUUCCUCUGGUCUAAAGAAGUUAGCUGGGCUUGAUCUCCACAAAAGUAACAUCCAAGUACUGAGGAAUCAAUUUAUGGGCUUUGAAAAAUUGAAGUUCAUUAACUUCAGUAAAUGCCAGUUGGUGGUUGAUAUGCCAGACCUCGAUUGUACUCCAAAUCUCGAGGAAUUGGAUCUCCAUGGGUGCAAAAACUUGGAGCAUGCCCACGAAUCAAUUGCGCAUCACAGCAAGUUACAGAAGUUGAAUUUAAGCGGGUGCUCUAAACUUUCUCAUCUCUCCGAUGUGCUCGAGUCCAAGAAUCUUCAACUUCUCAACCUUGAUAAUUGCUCAGGAUUGCAAAGAUUUCCUGAUAUUCUGGAUGAAAUCAAAGGCUUGCGACAUCUUUAUUUAAGAGGGACUUCAAUUGAGGAACUUCCUGCAUCGGUCGAAAAACUUGUCUCUUUGGAGAAAAUAGAUUUAAAUGGUUGUAAAAAAUUGGCAACCCUUCCGUCUAGCAUUUACAGGUUGCAAAAUCUUGAAGUUAUGAUGCUUCAAGGCUGCUCAAAACUAAUCAAGUUUCCAAAGAAGGGUGAAGAUUCGAGUGAUCCUCACACGAAGACCGGAUUUCCUAAGUUAAAAGGGUUAUACCUUAAUGGAUGCAAUCUAUACGAACUACAAGAGAUCCAAAAGACUCCAGAAUUCGUUAAACUACUGGCAAGUGGUUGCAAUUCUCUCAGUAAAAUUCCUUCCGAUAUGCAUUGUGGGUAUAUUGACUUCUCUUCAUGCCAUGAACUGCUCUGUAGUGGCUUCACCAUGGAUAAUUUGUUCAACCUUGAGCAUUCUCGUCCCACAAGUCUUUUCAGAGUUCUACCUGGAGAAAACAUGCCAAAGUGGUUGCUCCCAAAUGAAGAUGGUUAUAUAUCUUUCAUGGCUUCAAAGGACUUGUAUAAGAAGUUGCUAGGCCUAGCUUUCUGUGUUGUAUUCAGAGUAAAAAAAGACAGUCCUGGCACUUUUGACUUUCUAGCAUCUGUUAAUGGGGAAAGGACGUGGAAAGGCCGUUCAAGCGUUGCCAUGUCGAUAGAUUUGGAUCAUGUGUGGCUUGAGUAUCAUGAAACAGAUCGACUGUGGGGACGAGAUGCUUCUGGUCCAAACGACAGUUUCCAGUUUAUGAUUAGAGCAUGGGGUGGUGCAAUUGUGAAAAAGUGUGGAUUCCGACUAAUAUGCAAGCGACUAGAGAAUGAUUUGGAUGUUCCGCUUCAAGACGAUCAGUUGCUGGAUUCAGCUUUACUCUACGAGGUUUCGCAUGAAGAUACUCCAACGAGCACAAAGGAAGAAAGUUCACGUGCAACAGAAGAUUUACAAGAUAGCGAAACGUGCCGUAAGGAAGAAGGAUUCAACACGGCUGACAUCUCAAUUGAGAAGUAUCGCUAUUCACAAAUUUUUCCUGAGUACCGAAAUUUUCUCCCUGGAGGAGAGAUGCCAAGGGAGUUCGUCCUCGUCGAAGAUGGUAUAAUAUCUUUCAAGGCUUCACGGGAAUUGUACAACAAGUUCCUAGGAUUGGCUCUCUGCGUUGUUUUCAAUGUAGAAGAUGGUAGAAAGGAAACAUCCUUCGACAUCGUGCCCCGUGUUAACGGCCAAAGACGAAAUGUGCUGUCGGGAAAUCUAGAUUCAUUUGAUUCAGACCACAUGUGGAUUCAAUAUCUAGAAUCAAAUAUGCUGUGGGGAAUGUUGGAGGGAGGAGUUGAUUUUGGUCAAGAGAGUUGCUUACAAUUUACCCUUGGCCUUACACUAACAGGUGGAACGGUGAAAAAGUUGGGAUAUCUGAUAAGAUGCGAGCAAUUAGAAGAUGAUUUGAAAGAGGUGCUCGAAGACAAUCAAUUAGUGGAUCCAGCUGCACUUUGGGAGUAUUCUGACGGAUCAACAAAUUCAAGCGAAUGUCACAGGAGUACAGAGGAACUGGAAGCCAGUGAAACAAAUUACAUGGGAAGAGUCGAGGGAUGUAGUGUUGGCUUGCAACUCUUGAGGAAACAAUUGAGCAAACGAAGCAAAUUUGGGGUGGGAUAUGUUUCCUGA